Molecule: messenger RNA, 1058 nt
Organism: Micromonas commoda
Lineage: Eukaryota; Viridiplantae; Chlorophyta; Mamiellophyceae; Mamiellales; Mamiellaceae
Gene: FAS-ELIP
Product: early light induced protein-like with fasciclin domain, chloroplast precursor
Exons: 1
Coding region: 27-938 (303 amino acids)
Source: RefSeq, a predicted model, not a curated record
CGUCGCGAGAUAUCCGACAGAGGACGAUGGCCUGCACCGCCACCCGCGUCUCCACCUUCGCUAAGGCGUCCACCCGCGCCCGCGGCGGCACCCUGCGCCGCCAGGUGUCCACCGCCGCCCCCGUCACCGCCAAGGCUGCCCUCCUCGGCGACGACCUCAGCAUCCUGAGCGCGGCGGUCGAGAAGGCUGAGCUCACCGGCGCGCUCACCGGCGACAAGCCCCUCACCGUCUUCGCGCCCACCGACGCCGCGUUCGCUCAGGUCUGCGAGGACCUCCAGCUGUCCAAGGAGGAGGUACUCGGCCUCGAGUCCCUCGCGGAUAUCCUCACCUACCACGUCGUCGACGGCACCGUCACCUCCGCCGAUCUGAAAGAUGGCGAGGUCCCAACCCUGAACGAGCGCUUCGCGCUCGACGUCGUCGGAACCACCGUGAACGGCGCCAACAUCGUCAAGGCGGACGACACGAUCGGCAACCUCACCGUGCACCGCGUGGACCAGGUCAUGUUCCCGCCCUGGUCCGCCCCGGCCAAGGUGCUCACGCCGCAGCAGGUACUCGCGUUUGAGGGGUGGGCGCCCGAGGUGAUCAACGGCCGACUCGCCAUGCUCGGCUUUCUCACCGCGGUCGUCCAGGAGAUCGCCACCGGCCAGAGCUUCACCGAGCAGCUCGGCGCCAACUUCGGCAUCUUCGCCGCGCAGGUCCAGCUGUGGGCGUUCGCGUCGCUCGCGCCGGCGUUCAGCAGCAACGAGGGCUACACCGCGAACCCCUUCACGAUGGACGACUCGAGGACGUGGAGGGAGGUCUUCAAGGGCGGCCCGUGGGGACCCGAGGCGAGGAAGAUCUUCAACGCGCAGACGGAGCAGCUCAACGGGCGGGCGGCGAUGGUGGGGAUCGUCUCGCUCAUCGCGGUGGAGGCCUUCAUGGGUCACGCCCUCUUCUAAGUCGAAGCGGGGAGUUCCAGGACGGGACUCGCGAGAGGAGAGAAUUUUUGGUUUUGGAGAGGGGCCCGGUUCAGGGUGGGCCCGCAGCACGGUUUUAUCACAACGCAAGCACGCAUUCGU